AUGAUUGCAAAUCCGAAAUUAAAAGCUUACAAAUAUGACUCUUAUUCGAAAGAGUUUACUAAAGAAUAUUAUGAAGAUGAUGAAAUGAAAUUGAACCGUUACAAAGCAAUUCAAGAAGCUAAAAAUUGUAAAAAAUUUGGUGUUAUUAUGGGUACUUUGGGUAGACAAGGAAAUCCUAAAGUUGUUGAUUUUAUAAAAAGGAGAAUUGAGUAUCAUAAAAAAGAAUGUAUGGUGAUAUUAUUAUCAGAAAUAUUUCCAAAUAAAUUAAAUCUUUUUAAUGAAAUUGAAGCUUUCGUACAAAUUGCUUGUCCAAGAUUGUCCAUUGAUUGGGGAAAUGCUUUUCGUAGACCUUUAUUGAAUCCUUAUGAACUAGCGGUUGCUUUGGGUGAUACAAAGUGGUGUGUGGAAAAAGAAAAUGAUGCCUAUCCCAUGGAUUUUUAUGCUAAUGAUAGUUUAGGAAUGUGGACACCUAAUUAUAAGCCAAAAAACGAUUGUAUGAAUACCGAUAAAUGUUGUGGAAAAUGUACUAAGGGAUAA
Onthophagus taurus is the source of this 537-nucleotide messenger RNA. RefSeq names its product 2-(3-amino-3-carboxypropyl)histidine synthase subunit 1-like. The record is from RefSeq and is a predicted model, not a curated record. Lineage: Eukaryota; Metazoa; Arthropoda; Insecta; Coleoptera; Scarabaeidae. Gene Ontology annotation, biological process: protein histidyl modification to diphthamide. Gene Ontology annotation, molecular function: 2-(3-amino-3-carboxypropyl)histidine synthase activity.